Rotaria sp. Silwood2 is the source of this 504-nucleotide messenger RNA. Lineage: Eukaryota; Metazoa; Rotifera; Eurotatoria; Philodinida; Philodinidae. The record is from the annotation of a GenBank genome assembly.
AUGGUCAAACGUCUUGAAUUUUGUUGUUGUCGAUUAUUAAAUAAAAGUUCAAAAUAUGAUUUAUUUUCGGUUUCAAAACAUGAUCAUGAAGAAGAACAAGAUAAAUCAUCUUAUAUAAAUCAAGCAUUACAAGGAGAAAAAGAAGCAAGAAAAGAUAAAUUAGAUAAAAUAGCAAAAACUUUGCCUGGUCUCACCUCAAAUAUAAGACCAACAAUAAAAGGAACAUUAACACCAACACAAACUCGAACACGUUCAAUAACAACAAUUACACAAAGCACACUACGUUCACGUAUUACUUUAGCUCAAACACGACCUACAAUAAAUACAAUUAUUGCAAAAACAGCAACAUCAAUUAUUAAUAAGCCAUCACCAUCAUCUCAAAAUACAAAAAAUAAUAAAAAAGAUUCAGAUGAAACAAGUAAUAAAUGUUUUUUUAUUUAUAGAAUUCGUUCAACUUUUUCAAUGAAAAAAAAAAUUUUUUUCUUUAUUCUUUUAACUGACUGA